GCACAUGCCUUAGUUUACAUUUGUCAUAUCCCGAUUGUUGACAAAAAUGUGCACAUGAUCUCGAAUUAAUUUUGUUUCGUAGUGUCGAUUUCUUUUCGUUCAAGGUUUGCGAAUGAACUUUAGUACAAUUCUGUGCAUUUCUUCUUUACAUUUCCGAUCUACUAUAACCUAUUGUUUAAUUUAUAUUUGAUUCUUUCAAAGAAAACUAUUGGUGAAUAUAUAUUUUUCGUGAAUUUUCGUUUAUUUUGAGUUUACUCUUUAAUGAAUAGUUACUGUUAGUUAGAUGCUAAGUUUUAGAAAUUAGUAGGUAACUUUAAGAAAAAGUAUAUGUUUAGAUUUUCUUUGAGUCGGUUAAGUAUCAUGCGCAACAUGAGUAUUUUUACUCAAUGUUUAAAUCCUUUAACCGGUACCAUCACUUGGGAGGAAAAGGAUGAAAAUUAUGAUUAUCAUCAAGAAGUUGCAAGAUCGGCCUUUGCUGAUAUGUUGCAUGAUCACGAAAGAAAUGAAAAAUACUACAUUGCUCUUAAAACUGCGGUUGAAAGAAAGCAUCAAAUUGGAGAAGAAGCUAAUGUACUUGAUAUAGGAACUGGUACUGGUUUAUUGUCAAUGAUGGCUGCUAAAUGUGGUGCAGAUAGUGUAACAGCAUGUGAGGCUUUCACACCAAUGGCUAAAUGUGCCAUAAAAAUAAUAGAAGAAAAUGGUUUUAAAGAUAAAAUCAAAUUAAUACAAAAACGUUCUACAAAAAUGAUUGUGGGAAAAGAUGGUGAUAUGGAAAAAAAAGCAAACAUUUUAGUUACCGAAGUGUUUGAUACUGAACUUAUUGGGGAAGGGGCACUCUCUACAUUCCGUCAUGCUCUUGACUAUCUCCUUGAAGAGGAUAGUAUUGUAGUACCACAUAGUGCUACAAUCUGGGUACAAGUUAUUGAGAGUCCUGCUGUACAUGCGUGGAAUACUACACAACCAAUUCAAUAUAAAAACAGGUGUUUGUUAAAUACCCCACAUAGUGUAAAAUCCUGUUUUGGAGCAGCUGCAGUACAUGACAUACAAUUAACACAGUUUCCCUGUAAUGCAUUUAGACCUUUAUUACCACCUCAGGCUAUAUUUAGGUUUGAUUUCUCUGGUAAAACUCCUCUUCUAUACAAUGAAAAAGUAUGUUUGCAUGCAAAACCAACUUCAAAUGGUACUGCACAUGCUAUUUUCAUGUGGUGGGAUUUAAAUAUGGAUAUAGAUAAUCAGGUUUUGUUAAGUUGUGCACCAGUGUGGGAACACCCAGAUGCAAAAAAAUUACAAGAUGAAGGUAUAAGUCUUACAGAAAUAGCAGAUUUAAUUCCUUGGAGAGAUCACUGGAUGCAAGCUAUUUACUACUUACCUACAGAAACUUCAGUCAUUGCUGACACUGAAAUUAGUUUGAUUGGAUAUCAUGAUGAAUACUCUCUAUGGUUCCAGUUGAUAAAUGAUUCAAUAACUAAAAUAUCAGAUUGUGAAAGACCUGUCUGCAGUUGUGGAGUUCAUGUAGCAUACUGUAGGACACGUAUAGGGCAAUUAAAUGAUGAAAAACGAAAUGAAAAAUAUAUUAAAGCACUGGAGAAGAAGGUUACAUUAGACACAGUUUGUUUAUGUUUGUCAGAUGGUUGUUUAUUAAGCCUUGCAGCUAUUAAGUUAGGCGCGAAAAAAGUAUUUAUUUUAGAGACAAAUUUUCUAUCCAGAAAAAGUACAGAAAUGUUUAUAAAAGCAAAUGAACUCAUAGGAAGGGUACAAAUCAUUGAAUCAAUAGAUGAUUUACCUCCAGAAGACACAAUUAAUUUAAUUUUCGGCGAACCAUACUUUAUUACUUCUAUUGUACCAUGGGAAAAUCUGUAUUACUGGUAUCUCUCUUCAAAAUAUUCAUCUCAAAUAGAAAGGAUUCCAAUUGCAGCAACAAUAAUGGGUGUUGUAGUUGAAUUUAAAGAUUUGCAUAAGAUACGUGCACCACUUGGAAUUUGUGAAGGUUUCGAUUUAUCUGUAUUCGAUAAACUUGUUCAGGCAUCAAGUGAGAAAAGUGAUAGUCCAAUAGAAGCUCAACCGCUAUGGGAAUAUCCUGCUAAAGCAUUAAGUUUACCUUUUGUUAUUGAGAAAUUUGAUUUAACACAAAAUGCAAAUGACUACAAAAAUAUAAACACUUCAAAUACCAUUCCUAUUUUACAAAAUGGAUCCUGUAAUGGGGUGGCUUUAUGGGUUGAUUGGCAUUUGGAUUCUGAGAUUACAGUGUCAUCAGGACCUAAUGCAGAAAUACAGCCUGGUAAACGGAUAUCAUGGGAUCCGUUUACAAGACAAGGUGUACAUUUAUUUAGAGAAAUAACAAAUGUUACACAACAAAAUGUUCUUCAAUGGUCAUUCGCCUUUAUGCCACAACAUGGAAAUAUGAAAUUUGAUUUUCAUAUAUUGACCAAAACUAUGAAAUAACGUG
Hylaeus volcanicus is the source of this 2446-nucleotide messenger RNA. RefSeq names its product protein arginine N-methyltransferase 7 (gene Art7). The transcript has 9 exons. The coding region runs from base 328 to 2442 and encodes 704 amino acids. Gene Ontology annotation, biological process: peptidyl-arginine methylation. Lineage: Eukaryota; Metazoa; Arthropoda; Insecta; Hymenoptera; Colletidae. Gene Ontology annotation, molecular function: protein-arginine omega-N monomethyltransferase activity. The record is from RefSeq and is a predicted model, not a curated record.